GUGAGGAGACCUGAAAUUGGCACAUAGCAGAGUGUGGCGAUGAAGACAGCAGCAAUGGGAGGCCGUACAGGGACCCAUGACACACUCUGGACCUGGCAGCAGCAUGAGGAGGCGGUACAGGGGCCCAUGGCAAAGAUGAAGAAGAAGAGGAUGAGGAUGAGGAUGAAGAAGAAGAAGAAGAAGAAGUAGGAUGAGGAUGAAGAAGAAGAAGAAGAAGAAGAAAAGAAGAAGAAGAAGGAUGAGGAAGAAGAAGAAGAAGUAGAAGA
This is a messenger RNA of Staurois parvus, 266 nucleotides long. The record is from the annotation of a GenBank genome assembly. Lineage: Eukaryota; Metazoa; Chordata; Amphibia; Anura; Ranidae.